GACUGACGCUCGAGCGGGUGGAGACUGCUGCACAUUUAAAUCCCCCGGGUCGGUUAUUCAGCAACAAACAACGUUUCUUUUUUUAUUUUCUUUCUAUCGUUGGAGUCUUUAGAACUGGUUUAAUGUCGUAAAUGACAGGUCGGUAAGGGCGUCGUUGGGAAGUUUUUUCGAGGGGGGGUUUUGACCAGCAAAGGGCCAUGGCAGUCGAGGCUCGGCCGGAGCUGGUCGGGAAGCGGUUCCUCUGUGUCAGCGGGGAAGAGCCGCCUGAAAUCGGCGACACAGGUCGGUGGCCGUGGAGGUCCGGUGUCAUACGAGCCGUUAACCAUCGUGACAACGACAGUCUCGACCUGACGGUUUAUGUGGAGUUUGAUGACCAGGAGUGGGAGAAGAGAGAGUGGGUGAAGGUCUAUGAGGAUUUCCAGCUGUUUCUACUGGAGCACCAGCUGGUCUGGGCCAAGAGGAAGGAGGGAGCAGGAGGCGGAGCAGGAGGCCUGCUGCAGGGAACCAAGGCCAAACACAUACAGUGGCCUGCCCUGGCGUUUAAGCCAGUGGUGGGGAAGAGCCUGCUGUCGUCAGUCACAGCGGUGGAAUUCUUGUUAGACCGACAGCUCGACUUCCUGUCUGAACACUCAGCCUUCCAACCAUACCAGGAUGAAGUGGACAGUCUGAACCCGGUGCUCAGAGACAACCAUCAGCUCCAUGAGGAAGUGAGAGGCUGGCUCAAAGACCAGAAGGUGCAGGAGAUUUUUAUGCAAGGUCCUUACUCUCUGAAUGGAUACCGUGUGCGUGUGUACAGACAAGACUCGGCCACCCAGUGGUUCACUGGCAUCAUUACACACCACGACCUCUUCAGUCGAAACAUGGUCGUUAUGAAUGACCAGGUGCUAGAGCCUCAGAACGUGGAUCCCUCUAUGAUCCAGAUGACCUUUCUGGAUGAUGUGGUCCACUCCCUACUGAAAGGAGAAAACAUUGGUAUCACCUCCAGACGAAGGUCACGAUCCAGCAACAACAACAACAAUACUGCCCAUAUGACUGGAGGGAGACCCGGCGGGACCACUGGCAGCACUCAGAGCCAUUACACACGAGCCCAGGCCAACAGCCCCCGUCCCAUUAUGAACUCAUCCGGCCCCAAUGCGAAAGGUUCCCAGGGGACCCAGGCCUCGCAGCAGCAGAGCCAGUCACAACAAAGCCAGCAAACAGCCAGCCAAUCACACCACUCGCCUGGCAGCAACGCAAGGGAGCAGAGAGAGCAGCGAAAUGCCCGCUCCUCCAGGAGGAAAGGAUCCGACAGCAGCGUUCCAGAGGAGGACAAGGAGCGGAGAGAGGAGCCCCCAGCGAGAGAGUCCAAAAAGGCCAAGCAGGCAGUAAACAAACGCAGGAAGGGCGAGGAAGAGGAGAAGAAGGCCAGUCUAAAGAGGCUGAAGACGGACAUAACCUCGGACCAAUCAGAGAGCAGCGACUCAGAGAACCCACACAACAAGAGGACCGCCCUCUCCUCUUGCUCCUCUUCCUCCUCAUCGUCCUCCUCAUCAUCCUCCUCCUCCUCUUCCUCCUCCUCAGAGCCCAACUCUGAGAACGAGCUAAAGACUCGCAGCAGCGAUGUGAAACAAAUCGCUGUUUCCAAAAAGGAGGAAGAGGAGAAGCCGCUGAUGCCGGCCACCAAAUUGAAUGAUUCCUCGUCUAUCAUUGGCCGCCUUUCCCCGUGGGCGGAGCUUCAGGAGGACAGCAAGAAGGAAACGGGCAAAAUGACAACAAAGGAGGAGGAGGAGUUGGUCGCUGUAACACAGAUCACCCAGUCUCCACGGCAACAAACGCCUGUGAUGCCUGACAGCCUUCAGGCAGGCAGUGUGGAGAGCAGCAAGAGCACUGUGAAAGCGUCCUCUCAGUCCCAGACGCCGGCGUUGUCCCAGCUCACCGGUGGCAGUGGCGGCAGCGGUGUGAUCGACAUCACAGAAGAUGCUCAGGCCACGGUGCACCAGGAGAGCUCCGAGGCGGUGUCAGCGCUGCUCGCCUCACAGAAGGCAGAGUCCACGGCACUCUCACCUUACCUCCCCCUCAACCCCUCCCCUGUGUCCUCGCCUCCAGUCCCUCCGUCUCCCUCGCCAUCAGAAGGAGGCCGCAGGGCAGAGACUGAGCCUUCCAUGCAGCAGCAGCAGCCGCCCCAGCAUGGCCCUACAGGAGGCGGUACGACAGCAGCCCGGAGCUCAGGCAACAAGAUAGAGUUUGCUCCCUCUGAGGUCAUCAGGCCUGUCGCAUCGAUGGUUGAAAAUGUGUUGCUGGUGGAGAAGGAGAAACCGGUCCUUCCUCAUCAUCUUCAUCAUCACCCACAGCAGCAGCAGCAGCAGCACACACAACAGAAGCAACACUACACAUCUGUCCCACCCAGCAUUAAGAGCCCGUCUCUGUCUGAGGAGACGAGAAAACCCCCCCAGCAGCACCCUCCCCCCAACAAGAUGAGUGAAGCCCUCCCUCCUGACGUCAAAUCAAAAACCAGCCCCAACCCAGCGCAGCUCGACGCCCUGAAACAGAAACCCCAGCACCUCAACAACUCUCAGAGCCAUCCCUACCCCAGCACAACCCCAGCUGACCCUCUCAAAGCAAAGCCCCACCCGGGCCUGCUGGACAUCUCCAAACCCAAACCCAACACCUCCCCAGAGGUCUCCAAACAUAAAAUACAGCGGUACUCUGACCCCUCCCCUCCACCAAUAGGUCGUUUGUCCGCUAAAGUAGAACCAGCAGAACAUCCGCGGUCCUGCUUCAAGCCGGUGCCGGCGCGAUCUGAGUCGGGUGGGGUCAGCAGCACGAAGAGCCCCCUCAUCAUUGAUAAGAACGAGACGUUCACGGUUUACAGGGACCCCGCCCUGGUGCGCUCAGACGCAGAGAACUCUGUCUCUGCUAGUGUCUCCUCCAACCACGUGGCAGCUUAUCUCCACCCCCACCUGCACACUCUUCACUCCCCUUCCCCUCACUCCCCCUGCCUCCCCUCCCCAUCGCACCCCCACACCUCCCAUCUCCUCGCCCCUCCUCACACCUCUGCCCUACCUCACCCGCACCUUUUACCCCCCGGGGUUCUUCCCGCCAUGCCUCCGCCCGCAGCCUCUCUUCUGGGGGGCCACCCUCGGCUAGACUCCCCUAGUGGGUUGGGUCAUCUCGGUUUGCCUCACCCAGCCGCCGCACACCAGCAGCAGUUCCUACAGGCUCAGGGCCCCCCUCUACUAGCCCAGGCCCACAGCGGGGCCGCAGGGCUGGGCCUCUACCCCAUCCUCUGGCAGUACCCCAACGGAACACCAUCCUCCUACCCCCCAGGGCUCAACCUGCCCCCCACAGCCAAGUGGGUCCACCCUGACACUCCUGUGAAUUCUGAGGUGUCUCUCCGGAGGAACACAGCCAGUCCUUGGCUGCACCAGGCUGCGGGGGGUGCUGAUGGUCUGGGUCUUCUGAGCCACGUCCCUGUAAGGCCAGCCAGCGCAGAUCCCCACCGCCCCUCCGUCAAGAUGAACGCACACGCCAGCCCUCCACUGUCAAAGGCCAGCAUGAACGCACAUAAAGAGGAUAUGGAUAAGAAAGGCUUUGUGGACCCCAUCAGGACGCUGACACUGGCCCAGCUGAAGCAGGAGCAGACAGACAGGAGUCGCACCCCCACAGGGAAAGAAGUCCACCUGCACCGUCUCUACAUGGACCCCCACAGCAAGGCCCGCAUGGAUGCGGUUCAGGCAGCAGAUCGAGCCAGUAAAUACAAAGAGGAGAAUCGGCAGAUCCUGAAGGAGAGUAUCGAGGUGGCUCCCUACACGGCUAAGAUCCAGCGAUCCAGUGACCCGGGCAUGGACCGGGACCGAGAGAGGAGCAGAGACCCAGCCUUCCCUGUCCGAGUCCCCGCGCUCUCCUCCCCAAGCCCCAAGGCGGGCCACAUCCAUCCCCACGUCAUCCAAUCAGAAAAGAGCAACUACUUCACCACGCUGUCCAACAGUGUGGUGAACGACCCGCCCAGACUCUACUCCUCCAAGGAUAUCAGCUCUUACUAUGAGAAGGUUUCCAGCGGAGCUUCAGGAGUCGUGGCCAGCGUCGGAGCCGCCGUGCCCAGCCAGGGAGCUCUGUCCCUGGGCAGCUACAGCUCCAAAGCCUCCCUCUCCAAGCCGCCGCCUCUCAUCAAACACCAGCCAGAGGGGGGGGAGGGUCUAGCGGGGAAGAUCAACGAGCAGCUCAGCCAGCAGGUGACGCUGGUGCAGCAGCAGCACCAGCACCAUGGCUUAGACAGGAUGGAGCGCCGCAGCCCUGCCAUCUCUCCCUCUGCCACUAUAUCUUCCUCCUCCUCCUUAGCACCAAACCACCACCAUCAUACCCACCAGCACCACCACCACCAACAGCAGCAGCAGCACCACCACCACCACCAACAGCAGCAGCAGCAGCACCAACAGCAGCAGCAGCAGCAGCAGCAGCAGCAGCAGCAGCAGCAACAGCAGCAGCAGCAGCAGCAGCAGCAGCAGCACCAACAGCAGCAGCAGCAGCACCAACAGCAGCAGCAGCAGCAGCACCACCACCAGCAGCAGCACCAACAGCAGCAGCACCACCACCACCAACAACAUCACCAACAGCAGCACCAACAGCAGCACCAACAUCAGCACCAACAGCAGCACCAACAGCAGCAGCAGCUCAGGGCAAUGCCAUCUCUCCACCGAGCGCCCGUCUUCCACCCGCCCACACAGCACGCACUGGAACGUAAAGAGGCUGCAGAGCGAGAGAGGGAGCGGGAGAGAGAGCGGGAAAAGGAGAGGGAGCGAGAGCGGGACAGAGCCGGUUAUGGUGGACGCCUGUCCCCCCCAACACUUACCCCCAUCCAGCCGGUUAGUUUAGCAGCAGCUGGUAGCAAGACGUUGGCGGAGCAGCAGAAGCCCCCCACGCUGCUGCCGGAACUCAGGGACACCAAAGGUCAUGGAAACGCUGCCGUGGUAACCUCUGUAGCUGCAGCCAUCAGCGGGGAGGUCAUGACUUCCACUGCAGACGCGUGGAGAGAGAGAGGAGGCUCCUUCUCCGGAGAGAAAGGGAUGUCACGGGGAAAGCCCCAAUCUGCAAUGGCAUCGGUCAUUGUGCGACCAUCCACUUCUAUUAAGUACGACAUUCCCGUUGGUGCUAACAAAUCUGGUGCUAUGAUCCCUAAGGAGCUUCCCCAGGGGAGGUUCUACCCAUCCAAGCUUCAGGGAGAGUGUCUCAGGCGAGGGGAGGGGUUCAGAGACGUUGGCAGGAUCAUCCAACCCAACUCUAACCUGGACGACAUGUGUUUGCAGUAUAAGAACACUUCUAUGCGUGGCAUACAUGGAAUGAUGGGAGCUAACUCUGUGUGCAGGACUAUCUCUCCAGCCUUUGGCAUACAGAGUAUGAGCGGCACCCCCCUUCCUGAGCUGGGCUACUCCACAUCAGCUCACAUUGCUUCCCAUAAAACUGGCAUUGGUGGCUGGGUGCUGAGCCACUCAGGAGCAGGAGAUUACCAGGAAGUGUUACGCACCACUUCUCCAGGGGGCUCUCUGCCUCCCCCAAGUCCAGCAGGGACCCCCCAGCCUAGUCCUAGCAUCACCCCAACACCUAGCUCUGUUUCUGGCUCAAGUCAGCCUUACUCACCCUCCUUUGUCCACCUGAAGAAGCACAAAGCUGCCCUGGCUGCAGCCCAAUCCAGAACCAACUUCUCCCCUUCUCCCACUGCCAUCACAACCGGAAAUUGCUUCCUACCUGUGGACUCUGCUGACAAAACUCCUAUUCAAAACUCCCCCCCACCACCCUCCUCCAGCCAAGCCUCAUCAUCUUCCGUGGACAGCAGUAGCAACAGCUCGGUGGGCGGGAGCACGACGACAGGCAAGUCCAGCCCCCUGCCCAACGGCCAGAGCUCCGGGUCAGCGUCCUCCAGUAGCGCACAGCCCAGCAACUACCACAAGCUGAAGAAAGCCUGGUUAACCCGGCACUCAGAGGAGGACAGGAACACAACUGCUAACACAACCCCCCCCAGUGUUAAACCAGAGAAAGUGCCCAGCACCACCACCAGCACCAGUAACACUGCAGCCAUGUCAGACAUGAUCAAACCCUGUACCGUCAAUCUGAGCGCCUCCACCUCCAGCGAGGUGGAGAUGAGCAAAGAAAGCGUGAUCAAAGUGGACAGGGAGAGGCAGCAGGAGGAGAAGGGGGGAGGAGCAGCAGGAGGAGGUGUGGAAGAGAGGAAAGCACCUCCCUCUUUAAGGCGUGGGAACAAACGCACAUACGAGUCUGCUUCAGAGAGCGGGGGAGAUGACUCCGAUGCCAGCGAGAGCAAAAUGGAGGGCCGAGCCAAGCGCCAGCCCAAACCCACCUACAAGAAGAAACAGAACGACAUGGCCAAGAAGAAAGGAGACAAUGAGAAGGAGGAAGAUGACUUGAAGCCUAACGGCAUCUUCAGAUCAGCCAGAGAGAAGACUAAACUCAAGCUGGCCAGCAGCAAUGGGAUCCCCCGUUCCGUCCUGAAGGACUGGAGGAAGGUGAAGAAGCUGAAGCAGACGGCAGAGUCCUUCCUUCAGGACGACUCGUGUGCUGAAAUUGGACCCAACCUGCAGAAGUGUCGGGAGUGCAGGGUGAUCCGCAGCAAGAAGGGGGAGGAGCCCGCACAUUCCCCCGUCUUCUGCCGCUUCUACUAUUUCAGACGGCUUUCCUUCAGUAAAAAUGGAGUCAUCCGGAUGGAUGGCUUCUCCAACCCGGAGCAAUUUGAUGAUGAGGCCCUCUCCCUGUGGGUCCCCGCGCUGGAGGACACCCACCUGGACCAAAACACAGCCAAGUACAUCCUCAGCUUCAUAGGAGACAAGUUCUGUCAGAUGGUUGUGACUGAGAACACAGCAGCCACCUGGGUCAAGAAGGAUGCCAAGCUGGCGUGGAAGCGAGCUGUGAGGGGGGUGAGGGAGAUGUGUGACGCCUGUGAGGCAACGCUCUUCAACAUCCACUGGGUCUGUCAGAAGUGUGGCUUUGUGGUCUGCCUGGACUGUUACAAGGCAAAGGAGAGGAGGAGCUCCAAAGACAAAGAACUGUACGGCUGGCUCAAGUGUGUGAAAGGUCAACCCCACGAUCACAAACACCUGAUGCCGACACAGAUCAUCCCCGGCACAGUGCUGGCAGAUCUGGUGUCUUCCAUGCACUCUCUGAGAGAGAAACACAACAUCAAGUCCCACUGCCCCUGCAGCACCAAGCAGAACCUGCUCACCAAACUACCAGCCACUAACGGAGUCUCACAGGUUCUGCAGAACGUCCUGAACCACAGUAACAAACUGUCUGUGCUGAAGGCUGAGCCGGGCUCUCAGCAGAACUCCGACCAAGGAGGGACAAAGGUGGAGACUAAUGGAGGGGGAGGAGGAAGCAGUCCAGGCAGCGACGCAGGAAGUGCUCCUGCCACCCCGCCCGAGUCCCAGUCACCUCUGCACUUCCUUGCUGAUCUGGCAGAGCAGAAGUCCAGGGAGGAGAAGAAAGAAAACAAGUCUGUGGUGCUGGGUAAAUCAGUGAAGGAGGACAAGGUGGGGGACAGCCUGGAGUUGCUGCAGCAGUGUAAGACCACUUCUCUGGUGGCCAACAGUACGGAGCAGGGCUCCACUCUCAGAGACCUGCUCACCACCACAGCAGGGAAGCUGAAGCUAGGCUCUACAGACGCAGGCAUUGCCUUUGCACCGGUCUACUGUAACUCUUCACAGCAUGGAAAAGGUGGGAGGUCCAUGCCCAACAUCCUCGAUGACAUCAUUGCUUCAGUGGUUGAAAAUAAAAUCCCGGCCAACCGCCAGAGCAUCGCUAGCAAACUGUCAAGCAUCAAGCAUGAGCCUGUCACCCCGAGCAACAACAACAUACCCACCCCUGCUAUCACUGAGGAUGUCAAACCCGACAGGAAGAAGACAGCUGUUCCUGCAGCGGUGCCAGAAGAAUCCACCAAUGAGUAUCCAGAUAUCCCUCACUGCUGGUUAAACAACAGGAAGCUGCUGUGGCUCAAAGAUCACCGCAACCAGAACAACUGGAAGCUGUUCAGAGAGUGCUGGAGACAAGGACAGCCUGUGCUGGUGUCAGGGAUCCACAAGCGCCUGAACAGCGCCCUGUGGAAGGCCGACUCCUUCAACCAGGAGUUUGCUGACCAUCAGGGAGACCUGCUCAACUGUAAGGACCAGGUAGUGUCCAACUCUGGGAUCAAGGAGUUCUGGGAUGGAUUCGAGGACAUCACCAAGCGGCCCAAGUCAAAGGAUGGAGAGCCCAUGGUGUACAGGCUGAAGGACUGGCCCUCUGGAGAGGAGUUCAUGGCCCUCAUGCCCUCAAGAUAUGAUGACCUGAUGAAGAACUUGCCUCUGCCGGAGUACUCUGAUCCAGAGGGCAACCUGAACCUGGCCUCCCACCUGCCCUCUUUCUUUGUCCGGCCGGAUCUGGGGCCCAGACUCUGCUGUGCCUACGGUGUAGCUGCGUCUCAGGACCAGGAUUUUGGGACCGCUAACCUCCAUGUGGAAGUCUCAGAUGUGGUCUCUGUUCUGGUCUAUGUAGGAGUCGCUAAAGGCAACGGAGUCCUGUCAAAAACUGGAGUUCUGAAGCGUCUGGAAGAGGAGGAUCUGGAUGAGGGGGUGCGCAGGAGGCUCAAAGACUCCAGCGAGACCCCAGGGGCUCUAUGGCACAUCUACCUCAACAAAGACAUGGACAAAGUGCGGGAGUUCCUGCGCAAGGAGCAGAGUCUGGACGUGGCCCCGGAGCAGGACCCCAUCAGAGAGCAGGGCCAGUACCUGAGCAGGAAGCAGCGGCAGCGGCUGCUGGAGGAUGACGGGGUGCAGGGCUGGACCGUGGUCCAGUUCCUGGGAGACUCUGUACUCAUACCAGCAGGGGCCAUGCACCAGGUGCAGAACCUCCACAGCUGUGUGCAGGUCAUCAAUGACUUUGUGUCCCCCGAACACGUGGCCAACUCCUUCCACCUGAGCCAGGAGCUGCGGCCCAACAACGAGGAGGUCAACUACGAGGACAAACUGCAGGUGAAGAACAUCCUGUUCCACUGUGUGAAGGAGGCGGUGAGCUCCCUGAAGAGGAGCAGCUGCGAGGAAGACGACGAGGAGGAGAACUCAUGACCCCCCCUCUACCUCGUCCCCUCCCUGCAGAGAGGGACCCGCCUCCCAUCAGCACCUCCUCUCCUCACCCCCCUCCUCAGGUGGAGGUGAUGGGGUCAGAGCUGGUCAUGUGACCCCCCCCCCCCCCCCCACAUCACCCCCCAACCUUCAGUGCCAAGAGGAGACAAACAUGAGGCAGCUGCACUGACAGGGAUUACACCCCCCCCCCACUCAAACCAAACUCUGUGACUAGUGUGUUACCAUGGAAACUCAGACUGUCCUGUAGGCUGACAGCAACAGUGAUGAUGGAGACUCUGCCCUCCCCUGCAGGAGGCUUAAUCCCUGUCUGUAGCAGCAGCCACCACAGCAUCACCAGCAGCAGCAGCAUCAUCUCUGCUGUUCAAUCGAUCCGAAAAAAUAUUGAGGGUAAAAAAUGCAAAAAGAGAAACCAGAAGUUUCCGCCAGCGCUGCGCUGCCCCUCUGUGUCGUCCGUCUGUACUCGUUCUGUCCUUCUUUUCUAGUUCUAUCUGUCUGUUGCCGUUUUGUUCUACAUUUUCUUUUUAAUACGAACAUUGUUUAAUUUCCUCUGUGAAGAUAUAUAUUUAUUUUAUAGCUGUAUGAUAUGCGAUGUUAUUGAGACAAAAAAAGCAUUAAUGUAAAUGUGAGUUGUACAGUUUUUUUUUCUUUGAGUAUGUGGUUUUCAGUUGUAAUACGGCUCUACUGUGAUGGAGGACACACACACACACACACACACACACACACACACACACACACACACACACACACACCAGCUAUUGCCUGUAACUUUGGGAAAUGUUGAUGCUCUACAGUCCUCAUGCCAUAAAUACAUUUUUGAAAAUGAACUGCCAAACUAUUGUAAAGACUGUAAAGUUGUAUUAUGUAAAAAAGAACAAAAUGGCUUAUACACUUCAGCAUUUUAUGAAAAAAAAGUAUUUGCUGUAAAAUUGAGACAUUUACAGAAAAUAUGUAAUUUAUUUAAGAAAGAAUGAAUUGUCUUGUUUUUUUGUUUAGUUAAAUUUACUAUGGUGAACUUUUGAAGUUAAAAGAUAAAAUAAUGAAAUGUUUACUAUAAUGUGUAAAUAUAUACAUAUAUACAUUCACUGAGGUAUUUUUUUAAAACAUGGCUUGCUUCAAUUUCAAAUUUUAAAGUGCAAGUGUUACAUGCUUUGUACGUUGAAGUUCAAAGGGUUUUACAUUUUCCAUUAAAAUGGAUUUAUCAAACGUGUGUGUUGUGUGUUCGAUGCCUGGCUCAGUGGGAUGCAAAGGUUUUAACUAUGGGAUGCAAAGUGUUGUUUCAUUUAAUAUGGCUGAAAAAACCCAGAAUGUUUUCAGCUCAUAUGCUCAUGGGGAAGUCCUCAAAUCACGACCACAGGCAGAGAAAUCCACACAUAUAUAUUUCAUUAUUUUUUGAGUUAUAUGCUGUGUUUCCCAAGCCACCAUUUUUCAUAUAAAGGAGCAAAAUUGUCGCGCAUCAUCAAAAUCACAUUUAUCGAAAGGAAUGAAUGUAUAUUACUUUUAAUAAACUAUUGAACUUAA
This is a messenger RNA of Eleginops maclovinus (Patagonian blennie), 10622 nucleotides long. It is a transcript of the gene jmjd1cb, whose product is annotated as jumonji domain containing 1Cb. Gene Ontology annotation, molecular function: transcription coregulator activity; chromatin DNA binding; histone H3K9 demethylase activity. The coding region runs from base 198 to 9086 and encodes 2962 amino acids. The record is from RefSeq and is a predicted model, not a curated record. NCBI's taxonomy places the organism in Eukaryota, Metazoa, Chordata, Actinopteri, Perciformes, Eleginopidae. Gene Ontology annotation, biological process: regulation of transcription by RNA polymerase II. Gene Ontology annotation, cellular component: histone deacetylase complex; chromatin. The transcript is spliced from 31 exons.